Molecule: messenger RNA, 993 nt
Organism: Iphiclides podalirius (scarce swallowtail)
Lineage: Eukaryota; Metazoa; Arthropoda; Insecta; Lepidoptera; Papilionidae
Source: the annotation of a GenBank genome assembly
AUGAAGUCAGAGAAAACAGAAGUAGAAGGAAGAGCAUUAUUCAGUACGUACACUUACGAGUACAGGCUGUAUCAGAAGAUAAAAAACUUUGUCGAAACACAUAUACUGUCAAUCAAUCUACCUAAAGCCGCUCGACUGAUCGGAUUCAGAUCGUUCGGGCUGAAAAAAUUCUUCCUGCCACUGCUGAUCGGCAUGCAAGUGUUCAAAAGCAUACUGCUGGCGAUGUUCCUUCCAAGUAUCUUGGGAAGUUUCGGCAAGAUUCUCGGUAAAGGUAUCAGCCAACUAUCAGCCGCCUCCAGCCAGGCGAGCUAUCCGCCAGCGAACCCUGAUGACCAGUCUGCGUACAAUAACGACAACAAGGACUUCAUGGGGUACGACUCCAAUCAGGCCGGCAGUUACUCGUACCCCCAGGAAGGACUGUACGAGGCAAUGGCCGAGGCAAACGAUGCGAAUGACUUGUCCAACGUUGACAUGUCUAGGUUCGGCGCGGGCGGUCAAAAAGUGUCAUACCUGCCAACCAAGAAUAGUUACUACAAAAACCAAAUGUCCGGCAACAAUUAUAAGAUCUUCCAGAAGAUUCCAUCGUCCUCGAUGAUCCUCAGCAAUUACGACCCGUUUUAUUCGCCCUUGCUCUCUCGUCUCGAUGGUAUCUUCGCAAGAUUAGGUCUGGCGCCGUCUGAGAACGCGAUCGACAACGGUAUGCAGGUCGGUGGUCAAAGUGUGAGUGACGUCAAGCUUGAGUCAUGCCGGGAGCAGCUCAUCUGCCUAAUGUACGCCAGCCCGGCGAAGUACGCGCCCUACAGCAACCUCGUGUCGGCCCAGUUGAGCAGGGAGCUAAAUGAAUUGCGAAGGCCGGUAUCGGACAAUCCAGAGAUCCUGCGCUUCUUCCGCUACAUGAGGGCGGCAAGACGUGGUCAAGAAGGAGCAGACUGCAUUAGCGCCCACCCCACAUCUAAGGACCUGACGGAUUCCAACAGGCGAAAGACUAUGCUG